Clonostachys rhizophaga is the source of this 345-nucleotide messenger RNA. Lineage: Eukaryota; Fungi; Ascomycota; Sordariomycetes; Hypocreales; Bionectriaceae. The record is from the annotation of a GenBank genome assembly.
AUGGCUUCUGGGUAUCCUAGCUCCGAAGAGCAGGCCGGAUCCUACUUGCCGGAUGCAUUCGAGCCCGUCGAAAAGCAUGACAUGACACCUCUCGAGGCCGGCAUCAUUGCGGGAACAGUCGUCGCAUUCACAGUCCUUCUAUUCCUCAUCUUCUACUGCCGACACAUGGAGCAACGCCGCCGCGCCCAGCGUGGCAGACACGACCAUCACGAGCAAGCCAAUGAAGACCAAGCAAACGCGGAGCACGAGAUGCAGAUUCUAGGCACAGACGGCAACAAGCACAGCGAGGCGGAGCCGCUUGGGAAGUCCUCCUGGUCGCUUCUUCGCCUCAUCAAGAACCAGUAA